AUGGAUCAAGAGGAUUUCGAGGUUAAUAUGGAGAAGAAGACGUUGGAGGAGAAGAAGACGGAGAAGCUAUUUACCUGCGAGGUGUGCGAUCGAGGAUUCACCCGACGCGAUAACUGGCGACGACAUGCUAAAACACAGCACGGCGAUAAGGAAAAGAAGACGACGGAGAAGUAUUUUUGCCGGGUGUGUGCCCAGCAUUUUACCCGGCGGAAUAACUGGCUCCGGCACCAGCGGACGCAGCAUCAGCCCCAGACAAACAAAAGAUUCACCUGUCCGACCUGUGACCGGACGUUUUUUCGCCGAGAACAUUUGAUCCGCCAUCAACAGCGCCAUGGCAACAAACGAGAACGUGUGUGGCAUUGCGAAGACUGCGGUGAGUCUUUCUACCGGUUGUGGGAUUGGCGGACCCAUCAACGUGGGAAACACGACUCGAGACCUGUUUCAUCUACCACCACCACCACCACCACCGACGACAACAAACCCAGCACGAGUCAAGCUCAAGUGAGUUUAGCGGGGGAUGCCUCGCUGAAAGAAGAAGAAGAAAAGAAAAUCUCUCACCUGAAAGGAAACAAGGGGUUAUACACGUUGGUGGGUGGAAAUAACGGUCCUUACAGGGACUAUUUGUGUUUGUUUCGGUGUCUAGCCAUCCAUCUAGACCAGGCCAACCCCCAAAACUGCGAACGCCAGGCUGGGGUGUAUUACCGCAGGUAUCUGGAGGAAAUGGAGAUGGAGCCGAGGUAUUUCCGCGGGGUACCGCUCAGUGCGCUGGACACGGUGGAAAGCCUGUUUCAAGUGAACAUUCAAGUCUACCAGCUCAUCCCCAUGGACAGGUCGUACUCAGCACAACUCAUUCACCGCAGUGCCGAGCGCUAUUCUCCCCCUACCCUGCGGUUAAACCUGUACCAGCGGCAUUUCAGCUAUAUCAAAGACAUGGGGUGUUAUGCUCGAUCUUUCACCUGCCAGGUGUGCCAGAAGAGUUUUCGGACACUGUGGGAGUUACGACGGCACGGUCAAACGUGCACCGACGCCAUUCGACGACCACCUAUUUAG
Liolophura sinensis is the source of this 1050-nucleotide messenger RNA. Its product is annotated as zinc finger protein 39-like. NCBI's taxonomy places the organism in Eukaryota, Metazoa, Mollusca, Polyplacophora, Chitonida, Chitonidae. Gene Ontology annotation, cellular component: nucleus. Gene Ontology annotation, biological process: regulation of gene expression. The transcript is spliced from 2 exons. Bases 1 to 1050 code for a protein of 349 amino acids. The record is from RefSeq and is a predicted model, not a curated record.